GACCAAAUGAAAAGGAAAAAGAAAAGGAUGUAGACAAGCCCAAAGAAAUAUUUGUCAUUAACCCUGCUGGAAAUAUUUAUUACAACUGGCUUUUCAUCGUAACAUUGCCAGUCAUGUACAACUGGACCAUGAUUAUCGCUAGGGCGUGCUUCGAGGAGCUGCAGCACAACUACAUCCUUUAUUGGGUUUUAUUGGACUACACCUCAGACCUCAUCUAUCUGGCUGAUAUGCUUGUCAGGACGAGAACAGGUUACCUUGAGCAAGGCUUGAUGAUCAAAGAUGAGAAGCUGCUCCGCGAUCGCUACGUCGACAGCUUCCAGUUUCGGCUGGAUGUCAUCUCCAUGUUGCCCACUGAUGUUCUGUAUUUCUAUUUGGGUCUGGACUACCCAGAGAUUCGCGUUAAUAAGCUUCUAAGGAUUGGUCGCAUGAUGGAAUUCUUCACAAAGACGGAGACUAAAACCAACUACCCCAACAUCUUCCGCAUUGCAAACUUGAUCAUGUACAUCCUCAUCAUUAUCCACUGGAACGCCUGCUUCUACUUUUCAUUCUCCAAGUCGAUUGGUUUUGGGUCAGAUGAAUGGGUUUACCCAGCUCUUGAUGAUCCGGAUGAGCCUGAGUUUGGCCAGCCCAUGAGGAAGUAUGCCUUCAGCCUCUACUGGUCCACAUUAACCCUGACCACAAUCGGAGAAACGCCACCACCAGCCCUCGAUUCGGAGUUUAUCUUCCAUGUAGUGGACUUUUUAGUUGGGGUUCUCAUCUUUGCCACAAUUGUGGGAAAUAUUGCAACCAUGAUCUCCAACAUGAAUGCCGCCCAAGCCCAGUUUCAAGCUCGAAUUGACAAUAUUAAACAAUACAUGCAGGUCCGAAAGGUCAGCAAGGAGCUGGAAUUGCGUGUCAUUAAAUGGUUCGACUACCUGUGGAACAAUGGCAAGGCACAGGAUGAACGCGAGGUAUUGCGGUAUCUUCCAGAUAAGUUGAAAGCUGAAAUCGCCAUCCAAGUUCACAUGGACACGCUCAAGAAAGUUCGCAUAUUUGCUGACUGUGAGGCUGGCCUGCUGAUCGAGCUGGUGCUCAAGCUCCGGCCUCAGGUGUUCAGCCCUGGCGACUACAUCUGCAAGAAGGGCGAUAUUGGUCGUGAGAUGUAUAUUAUCAAAGACGGAAAGCUCGCAGUGGUUGCCGACGAUGGCGUUACUCAGUUUGUGGUGCUGGGAAGCGGUAGCUAUUUUGGUGAGAUCAGUAUCCUUAAUAUCAAAGGCAGCAAAGCAGGCAACAGGCGGACAGCCAACAUUCGCAGCAUCGGCUACUCAGACCUCUUCUGUCUGUCUAAGGAUGACCUCAUGGAGUCGCUGGUGGAGUACCCAGAUGCUAAAGGCAUGCUGGAGGACAAGGGCCGACAGAUCCUAAUGAAAGAUGGCCUGAUUGACUUAGAUCCCGCUAACAUCAAGCCGGAGGCCAAGGAGCUGGAAGAGAAAGUCAACAGGUUAUACGGUACCAUGGAUGUGAUGCAGAUGAGACUGAAGAAGAUUCUGGAGAAAUACAAGAAAACUGAUAAGACUCUGUGGCAUCGUAUCAAAGACCUGGAGCUUCUGACAGGAGAAGAGAUAGAAGAUGAUGAUGAGGUGGAGGAGGAUGUGAAAAAAGAGGAAGUUCAAGUGGACGAGGAGAAAAGUGAAGAUAAAGGUGGAGUGGAUGAAGUAGACAAAGAGAAAAGGGAAGAUGAGAAAGAAGAGGCAGAGAAGGCCGAAGCAAAGGAUGAGGAAUAAAAAGAGCACUAAGAAGAAAAAAAUAAACACAAAACAAUUUUCUUUGUGAAUAGAGCCUUGGACGCAAGCAUAUUAUGUGUCAUCAGAUCUAACAACAAAGAAUAACUGAACAUGCUGAUGUUACCACGGAAACACAA
Molecule: messenger RNA, 1900 nt
Organism: Syngnathus acus (greater pipefish)
Lineage: Eukaryota; Metazoa; Chordata; Actinopteri; Syngnathiformes; Syngnathidae
Gene: cnga1a
Product: cyclic nucleotide gated channel subunit alpha 1a
Exons: 5
Coding region: 114-1763 (549 amino acids)
Biological process (GO): potassium ion transport; monoatomic cation transmembrane transport
Cellular component (GO): intracellular cyclic nucleotide activated cation channel complex; plasma membrane
Molecular function (GO): cGMP binding; intracellularly cGMP-activated cation channel activity; voltage-gated potassium channel activity
Source: RefSeq, a predicted model, not a curated record